Coregonus sp. 'balchen' is the source of this 7641-nucleotide messenger RNA. NCBI's taxonomy places the organism in Eukaryota, Metazoa, Chordata, Actinopteri, Salmoniformes, Salmonidae. The record is from the annotation of a GenBank genome assembly.
AUGCAGCAGACUCGUCGUGGUGAGAAAGGGAUAGCAAGCACAUGGUCUGUCUGUAAAACCGCUCUAGUCUGGUUUUAGCCGUUAUAUAACAUAGACAAGACUCGUUAGAUUGAUUAUAUAUGUAUGCAUGCUAUUAAACAUGCUGUACACGCCUUGGCUUUUCUUGUGUGUGUCUAGCUAGCCUCAGCUUGCAGUGCAGAUCUGUUUAUGACAAGUGAAUUGGUGUUUGCCUGAUGCAGAUGCUAACUGUAGCCCUCAAUUAAACGACCGUUUCCUUUCUUAAACAGCUUGUUGUCGUUGUUACAGUCAGUGCAGUUAGAAUGUGAAACUUUAGGUAUACGAUUGAUCUCAAUAAUAGCCCUCCAGCCCUAUCUUCUUGAUAACUUCCCUGAUUAUGAACCUCCUUCCUCUAAUAUAAUACAAAACUUGCUGCUCUCCUGUGUAGUUAGCGUAGGUACAUUUAUGUGGUAUUGUUAUGACCUCAGAGUUUGCCAUGAACCAUCUGUCCGGAUUACUCAUCGCGAUUGAGCACCGACAAAGUACAGAACGUUCCUCAUCCGUGACGUUGUAGUGCCGACUAAUUGUUUUUAUCCCCACUAUUCCCUGUCCUUUUACACACCGAUGUAUUUUACAGCCCCCCCCCCCCCCCCCCUCCCCCUCCACACACACACACACACACCUCCCACCUGCCAUAUUCCCAUUGGUGUCUUUACGUAGGGAGGAGUAGGCUACAGAAAAUGAAUAAUGUUUCUGUGCAUUUCGACAGAGGAUGAUGUUUGCAAUGACAGCAGUGUAGUUCCGUCACUGCUGCCCACUGUCCGUGUCGGAACGCUCUGCCUCAAUCUGUUUACAUAUUUUCUGGUAAAAUGUUUGGAGGCUGUUCAAUAAAGAAUAUCCCUCGUUGUUAUUCUGGGAACUUGUGUGAAAAAAAAUUGACAACAGAAUCCUUGAUCAGCGACGCCCUCUGCAAAUUUCACACCCCACACUCAUGAAUAGCACAUAUUGUAUUUUGCCUACUUCUGCAUGAGUGCAUAGCUACUCACAGUCCAUAGAUUAGUUACCUGAAGAUGCUCCACUCAUACAAACACAUGUCGAAUGGAAGUCCAAAAACGCUUGCUUAUUGCUUCGUAUGCUUAGGUUCGACCUUCUUCAUUUCAGUCUAAAAGACCAGCUCAUAAACUAAUAUUGAUGAUAAAGAACAAUAAAUGAAUGUGUUCAAACUUGCCAGCGCGAAAAACCUGUCGAAAUCCCAGCAGCAGAUGAUCCCGUUCUAGAACGAGGGAUUCCACGGCCUCCUCAAGAAAGGGAACUCCAGAGGGCGUGUCCGUGAGAAAGUUUACUCAAGAGGAUUUCCUCUCUUUGCCUGGUGGGUUUCCUUCCUCUUGUGAGCAAUGUCAAAGCAACAUUAUUGCGUAAGAAAUCGACAAUGGAAUGUGCAAAUGUUUAUGAUGGCCAACCGGUCUAAAUAGGCCUACUUGAAUAGUGCCAGUACGAAGUAGCCUGUCCCAUAGCCUACUUUUCAUUGAUUUUUCUCAAUAGCAUAGAAGUCAUUUCAGUAAUAUCCCAUUUCAUUGUCACUAGGCUAUAGCCUACAAUAUAUAUUAGGCAAUAUAUCUACUGACCUACAUGCAAGAUCUAUAUUAAUUUAUAUAUUAAUGUAUCUCUUUAGGCAUAAGCAAAUAAUAAUAAUAUGUAUACGAGGCAGACAGUCUGUACAUUAAUAAUCUUACCUGUCUUAUUCUUUAACAUAUUCAUUAGGCAAUGGGCUAAACUAGCCCUCAAAGUUUGACUUGAUCUGGAGCUUAACUCUACAAUAUUUAGGCGGUUUACUGAGUCUAAAAAAAUCAUUAUUAGUCUACAUUAGCAGACAAAAUGUAUGCACGCACGACUGUAAGUCGCUUUGGAUAAGAGCGUCUGCUAAAUGAAGUAAAUGUAAAUGUAAAUGUAAAUGGAUAAAAGCGUCUGCUAAAUGGCAUAUUAUUAUUAUUAUUAUUACCUCCAAAAUACUAAGAACAAGUGCAUUUAGAUUCGCCUUUCAUCUGCUUUACAAUAUAUAAUUUGGCUAAGUGCACACUAAAACUUGUUGUUUCAUUAAAUUUACUAUCAUAAUUUGUUUAUUGGUUAGAAAUAUCUCGUGGCUGUGUUAGUAACAUUUUCUAUUCUCGUCUGCUGUACGGUUUCUGUGGGAGAGGGAAUCCCUAGCUAAACGUCAUUACCAAGGAUACCAAACAAAAACACAACUCCAUAAAUGGGCACGUACGUCAGCGGAACUCCUAGGCGGGACUUCGUGUCCUUUACAAUGCUUCGCUCGUACUCCAUGGAUUCAUUCAUAAGACAAGACUCGCUUCUGUGGACUGUGACUCUAUAUCGCUGAUCAGUUUACCCAUAGUGGACUUUUACAUGGAUCUAUAAUUGCACAUUGGAAAAACGGACAAAGGACAUAUUUUAGCGGACUCUGAAUUGGAUCAAUGAGUUUUUAAAAAUCCGGAACGUAAGGACAGUUUCCUUAGCAGGGAACUGGAUUGCCUUCUUCAUGCAACUUUUUUGGAAAGAGACCAAGAGCAUCUUACCGGAGCACAAUAAGGAACACAUUAACGGUAAAAUACUUUCUAAACAUGAAUGUUAGAUAAUGCAGCAACACGGUUCUUAUUACGUUAUUUCCGACAUACAUGUAGGCUACACGUAAAGCAAGGUUUCCAGUUAUGCAUGUUAACUGUUGACCAUAUCUUAGAUACAUGAGACUGCAUUUCAAUGACAGCAAACUGACAGCUGUCUCCCCUCUCUCCCCUUGCCCCUGUGUGUGCGCUCGAACUGCAGGUGACAUCACACUCAUUCCGGGAACUGUAGGUUUCUCACUCGGCUCCGCCGGAUUAAUGUUCCAAGGGUUCCCCGGUGACUUUGAUUCCGUCUCCCGUGGAAGUUUGUCCUUGUCUAUUGAGUCUCAGUACUUUUCCUCAGUGGACUCCUUCGGGAGCCCGCCGGCCAGUGCAUCACAGGUAGGUCCAAUAAGUCACAUUUCUUUACUUUGAGCAAUGAUUCGAGAAAGGGAGCUUAUGUGUCCUUUUCCCCCACUUUCCAAAGUUGAUUAUUGUAAUAUUAAGGCAACGUUUCAUUUAACAGACGUUUAUAUAAUAAUGCAUGAAGUCUGAUUUAUGUUGUAUAUGAUGAUGUGGCGGUGGGCUGUAUUCCAGAAAUAUGGGUUAAGUUUAUAAUUAUUUUAUAUGAUGCUUUACAGUUCAGUAGCAUUUGCAAAUGCUGGUGCGGUUAUACCUUGUCGCAUUAGAAUUCUACCAUGCAGAGUUAGGAUUUAUCAACCUGAGUAUCAUCAUUAUUAUAAGCUUGUUAUUACAUAGGUUCUAUGAUAGGGAAAGGCAAUAAUAUUUCCCUUUCAUGUCUGAUCAACCAUGCGAAAAAUAUGCUGCCAAUGUCCUUGAAAAAUACAGGCAUUUAAUUGUAUUGUAGUAAAGGCUUGCCGGCAUGAUCUCUGACUCAGGCUGUGCCACUGCUACUAGCAACGUGUACUGUCUUUGGUGGUAGGUUUACAGCACGCCACGCAAUGGAUGACAACGCUUUGGCACUCUCCUGCGUAUGCACAAAAAGCUCCGCCUUUGCUCGGUUCUCUCCACGCUCCCUGUUCAGGGCUUGCUGUGACGUAAAUGCGUUCUAUUUUGGAGUGUUACGUUGCGUUGCUAAGGGAACGCCGGGGGUGUGACGGGGGAGGAGGAAGGAGGAGGGGGUUUGACUUAUUUGAGCGAGUUGAUUGGUUUAGGCGGCCUCUUCAAAGCUGCAUGCCCCCUUGACUUACACGCUUUGAUAUGAAUAUUAAUGCCACUCCGAGCUUACUAUGGCAUCACUGCUCGCCUCAGGUCUAAUCAAAGCAGAGAGAGCCAAGGAUAGAUUUGGGCACCUAAAUCUAUUCUUGCAGUGAUCUAUUUAUAACCUCUGUUGUGCAGGAAUUUUGGGAGACUCCAACUCUCACUGGCAUUCUAUCAUUCCAUAAGAGGGACAUUUACUGAUAGGCUUGAUUACUUCUUAUAAGCUUGUAUGAGCCUUUAUGAUGUUAUUAUAAGGGUUCUAAAUGUGUUAUGUCUCUAUAUGUAGCAAAUGUUCAACUGACUUAAAUUGAUUGUUAUUAAGUUAGGAUCGUAAUGAGCUCAUAAUAAGACAUUAUAAGGGGGACAUACAUACUUAUGACUAGUCUUACAAUGCAUUUAUAACAGUAUCAUAAUGCAUUAAAGCUGUCAUCUUCUUAUCCACAUGGUAAAUGUUUGCAAUGGUGGCAUUUUAUUCAACGUUUGUUUAUAGAUAACUUGUAAUUAGAAUGGGUGCUUCAAACUGUACCCUGAAAGUGUGUGUCUUAUGGACAUCAAGGCUAUGCAAUCUUGUGCUAUGAUAUCUGCCCUCUUAUGUUCAAGGAAAUCAACAUCUAAAUAGUUCACAAAGCAAUGUUUAAAGAGCAAGUCACGUGUUAUCAUUGCAUUGUAUAGCAGCAUCAAAUUUCUCUGUCUGUGUUCAUGCCUAACCCCUCCAUCUCUGUGUGUUCCAGGAUUGUGUGUCUGCUGGAGGCGGGGAAGGGGUAGGCAGUGGUUCUGGGGGCAGCAGUGGAGGAGUGGACAUGCCAGGCUCCUUUGUGCCCACAGUCACAGCCAUCACCAGCAGCCAGGACCUGCAGUGGAUGGUGCAGCCAACUCUCAUCUCAUCCCAGGCCUCUGGCCAGAGUGGGAUGGGGACCUCUACUAUGACCCAGUCUGUGUCCCUGGUAGACCCUUAUGAUCUGCCAGGGCCCAGUUAUUCCUCUGGCUCAGGUUUUACUCCCGCAGGCUCUGAUACCCGGGGGCCAGGCCCAGCUCCGGGCCCCAUGCGCCAGUCCAGGACCCGUAGUCGCCGUGUACGAGACGAGUCUGUGAGUGACGAUGGAGAUGUUGGUGUGUUUGUAAGUGUGUGUGUAUGCCCUGUGUGUCAAUCUUUAUAUGUCAAAUGGAUAGACAGCCAUAGUUAACACAUUCACCACAUUUUUUAUGAUAUUGUAUUUGAUGAGACAUCUACAGUUGAAGUCGGAAGUUUACAUACACUUAGGUUGGAGUCAUUAAAACUUGUUUUUUUCAACCAAUCCACAAAUGUCUUGUUAACAAGCAACGUUUUGGCAAGUCGGUUAGGACAUCUACUUUGUGCAUGACACAAUUAAUUUUUCCAACAAUUGUUUACAGACAGAUUGUUUCACUUAUAAUUCACUGUAUCACAAAUCAAGUGGGUCAGAAGUUUUCAUACACUAAGUUGAUUGUGCCUUUAAACAGCUUGGAAAAUUCCAGGAAAUUAUGUCAUGGCUUUAGAAGCUUCUGAUAGGCAUUGUAAAAAAAGUAUCUAUAUCCACAGUAAAACGAGUCCUAUAUCGACAUAACCAGAAAGGCCGCUCAGCAAGGAAGAAGCCACUGCUCCAAAACCGCCAUAAAAAAGCCAGACUACGGUUUGCAACUGCACAUGGGGACAAAGAUCGUACUUUUUAGAGAAAUAUCCUCUGGUCUGAUGAAACAAAAAUAGAACUGUUUGGCCAUAAUGAUCAUUGUUAUGUUAGGAGGACAAAGGGGCUGGCUUGCAAGCCGAAGAACACCAUCCCAACCGUGAAGCACGGGGGUGGCAGUAUCAUGCUGUGGGGGUGCUCUGCUGCAGGAGGGACUAGUGCACUUCACAAAAUAGAUGGCAUCAUGAGGAAGGAAAUUAUGUGUAUAUAUUGAAGCAACAUGACUGUAAGUCGCUUUGGAUAAAAGCGUCUGCUAAAUGGCAUAUUAUUAUUAUUAUUAUUAACAUCUCAAGACAUCAGUCAGGAAGUUAAAGCUUGGUCGCAAAUGGGUCUUCCAAAUGGACAAUGACCCCAAACAUACUUCCAAUGUUGUGGCAAAAUGGCUUAAGGACAACACAGUCAAGGUAUUGGAGUGGACAUCACAAAGCCCUGACCUCAAUUCUAUAGCAUAUUUGUGGGCAGAACUGAAAAAGCGUGUGCGAGCAAGGAGGCCUACAAACCUGAUUCAGUUACACCAGCUCUGUCAGCAGGAAUGGGCCAAAAUUCACCCAACUUAUUGUGGGAAGCUUGUGGAAGGCUACCUGAAACGUUUGACCCAAGUUAAACAAUUUAAAGGCAACGCUACCAAAUACUAAUUGAGUGUAUGUAAACUUUUGACCCAAUGGGAAUGUGAUGAAAUAAAUAAAAGGUGAAAUAAAUAAUUUUCUCUACUAUUAUUCUGACAUUUCACAUUCUUAAAAUAAAGUGGUGAUCCUUACUGACCUAAGACAGGCAAUUUUUACUAUGAUUAAAUGUCAGGAAUUGUGAAAAACUGAGUUGAAAUGUAUUUGGCUAAGGUGCAUGUAAACUUCAGACUUCAACUGUAUAUAUCUGUUAUUCUAAGCUAGCGAGAUAGAGGCAAAGACAACGUUUGUGUUUGUUUUAAUCCCUCCUUGUUAAUUUCCUCCAGUUGACUCCAGAGGAGCAGGAGAAGAGGCGUGUUCGACGCGAGAGGAACAAGCUGGCAGCCGCCAAAUGCCGAAACCGCCGGCGCGAACUCACUGACAGACUGCAAGGGGUGAGCUUGGCUGGGUUCUUACUGUCAAAAUGACUUAUGGUAAUAAUUAUAUACAGUGUGUUACGCUACAUAACUAGGUUAUGGUAAUGACUGUGUAUGUGAGUAAUAGUAACACAUCAUGUUAUUUAAGGGGCUGGUUAUUAACAGAAGUUGAAGAGAGCGAAGAUGAUUAUAGUGCUUGUGACAGUCUAUUGCGCCUACAGUUGUUAUAGUCUAAUUUACCAGUCCUAGCAUGGGCUAAACGAUCUAUUUCAAGGUGGAAACAUGUAGGCCUAUCUAUAUCUAGAAAGAUAGCCAUGCAUCCACCUCCACAUAUAUAGAAUUAGAACAUCUGUUUGUCUAACCCUCUACUCCCUCUCUCUCUAUCUCUCGCCUUUCCUCCCUCCCUCCAUAGGAGACUGACAUCCUGGAGGAGGAGAAGUCUGAGCUGGAGGCUGAGAUCUCUGAGCUGCAGAAGGAGAAGGAGCGCCUGGAGUUUGUCCUGGUGGCUCACCAGCCCAGCUGCAAGAUCCCCUACCAGGAGCAGCAGGCCUCUGGCUCCACACAGCUCCAGCAUCAGCCCCUACUGCCCCUCCAGCCCCCCGUCUCCAUCGUGGGCUUGACUGUGGAGGACACUUUCUACCUGCCUCCCGCCUACACCUCGCAGCCCUCCUCUUCGCAGCAGCAGCAACAACAGCAGCAGGUUCAACAGCAGCAGGUUCAACAGCAGCAGCAACAACAGCAGCAGGUUCAACAGCAGCAGCAGGUUCAACAGCAGCAACAGAUUCAACAGCAGCAACAACAGCAACAGGUUCAGCCGCAGCCGGGGAUGAUGCAGGAGGUAGCGUUUUCUAGUUCUUUCUAUGGCUCAUGCGAGCCUGCGCCGGGUGGGCCGUGCCUGGUGGCCGACGGUGGGGGUGGUGGUCACCAUGAUGGCGCGGCCGCUGGCAGCUACAACCCUUCAUACACAUCUUCAUUUGUGUUCAGCUACCCAGAGGGAGCCUGCGGGGUCAGCGCUAACCAGAGAAACAGCAGCAGCGAGCAGUCCUCUGAUUCCCUGAACUCACCCUCGCUGCUCGCGCUCUGA